This is a messenger RNA of Vigna unguiculata (cowpea), 3887 nucleotides long. Its product is annotated as disease resistance protein RPV1-like. Lineage: Eukaryota; Viridiplantae; Streptophyta; Magnoliopsida; Fabales; Fabaceae. The record is from RefSeq and is a predicted model, not a curated record. Gene Ontology annotation, molecular function: ADP binding. Gene Ontology annotation, biological process: signal transduction; defense response.
AUUCAUCCUACCUUUCAUAUUCAUUCUUCUUCUGAAAAUAACAGAACGUGCGACUUUGCACCGGUCAAACAGUCAAGAGACAUGAAACGCGUUGACUUAGAGGAUGUGCAGUCCAUGCUUAGAACGAAGCUAACCCGAGAGUUUCACAUGACAUUUCAUAUUUUCUUAUCUAAUUCUGCUCGCAUACUUCACUGCGACUUUGAACUUUCUUUAAUCUCAUUUAUUUAUGACUAUGCAAUUGUUGUCUAGUUAUUGUGUGCAGGAAUUCUGAAGCUCUUGGGUUGAAGCGAACAAUCUGCAUUUGUGUUCAUUCUUCUCUGAUCCACUGGUCAGCUGCAGUGUCUUGAACAUACUGCAUAGUUUCUAGCAGUGGCAUCUGUCUGACGGUACAACCGUAGGAAUUCAUAACGGCAGAGCAACCGAUGAUGAGUGAUGUUGCUUCUUCCUCUAACUCUUCUAAAAAAUAUGAUGUUUUUCUAAGCUUUCGAGGUGAGGACACUCGCAUGAACUUCACAAGCCAUCUUCAUGAGGUUUUGAAGCAAAAGAAGGUAGAAACCUAUAUUGACUACCGGCUUGAGAAGGGAGAUGAAAUCUCACCGGCACUCAUCAAAGCAAUCGAAGAUUCUCAUGUCUCUAUUGUGAUCAUCUCUGAGAAUUAUGCUUUCUCAAAGUGGUGCUUAGAAGAACUCAGCAAGAUUCUUGAAUGUCGGAAAAUCCAAGGACAAAUUGUGAUUCCAGUGUUUUACAACAUAGACCCAUCUCAUGUGAGGAAGCAAACUGGGAGCUAUGAGCAAGCCUUUGUAAAACACCAGGAAGACUUCAGGUGCAACAAAUGGAGAGCUGCUCUUGCUGAAGUAGCCAAUUUUUCUGGGUGGGAUUCUCGAAACAGGAUUGAAUCUGAGCUCCUUAUGGACAUUGUUGGAGACAUUUUGCGAAAACUGACUGCUAGAUACCCAACCCAACUUAAAGGGCUGGUUGGAAUUGAAGAAAAUUAUGAACAAAUUGAAUCAUUACUAAGAAUUGGGUCAAGAGAAGUUAGAACCCUGGGAAUAUGGGGCAUGGGUGGCAUAGGAAAGACCACCCUUGCUACUGCUUUGUAUGCCAAAUUUUCUCCCGAGUUCGAAGGUGGUUGCUUCCUCACAAAUGUAAGGGAAAAUUCAAGUAGGCAAGGUGGACUUGAAGCUUUACGCAGUAAACUUUUUACUGAGUUGUUAGAGAAUGAAAAUCAUUGUUUUGGUUCACCCCUUUUAGUACCUCAGUUUGUCAUGAGUAGGCUUGGACAUAAAAAGGUCUUCAUUGUAUUGGAUGAUGUGGCUACCUCAGAGCAAUUAGAAUGUCUCAUUAUAGAUUAUGGUUUGUUGGGACCAGGAAGUAGAAUCAUUGUUACAACUAGAGACAAACAAAUUUUUAGACCAAAUGAUGAGAUAUAUGAGGUCAAGGAAUUGAGUAUUUAUCACUCUCUCGAACUUUUCAGUUUGACUGCUUUUGAAGAAAAAAUACCUAAACAAGGAUACGAAGAUUUAUCAAGAAGAGCAAUUUCCUAUUGCAAAGGUAUUCCUCUGGCUUUAAAAGUUCUUGGUGCAAGCUUAUGUCGAAGAAGUAAAGAGGCAUGGGUAAGUGAAUUGAGAAAACUCAAGAAGAUUUCAAAUAUGGAAAUUCAUAAUGUAUUAAAGUUAAGUUAUGAUGGCUUAGAUCGUUCUCAAAAGGACAUACUUUUAGACAUUGCAUGCUUCUUGAAAGGAGAACAUAAAGAUCGGGUCACAAAUCUAUUGGAAGCUUGUGAUUUCUUUGCAGCAUCUGGAAUAGAAGUUCUUUUAGAUAAAGCACUGGUAACAAUUUCAUAUUCCAAUAAUAUACAAAUGCAUGAUUUAAUACAAGAAAUGGGUCAAGAAAUUGUUGAUCAAGAAUCUAUCAAAGACUCUGGAAGGCGAAGUCGAUUGUGGAGACCUGAGGAAGUGCAUCAAGUGUUAAAACAUAACUUGGGAACUGAAGUUGUUGAAGCCAUAACUUUAGAUACGUGUGAUUUAAACAGGGAUCUAAAUUUGAGCUCUAAUUCCUUUACAAAGAUGGUUAGCAUGAGAUUUCUUAAAAUCCAUUCUUCAUACUACUCAAGCCAAUUUAAUGUGCACCUUCCUAGCGGUCUGGAGUCACUGUCUGAUAAAUUGAGGUAUUUUCGUUGGGAUGGAUUUUGUCACGAGUCUUUGUCGUCCAAUUUUCAUGCAGAAUAUCUUGUUGAGCUUGACAUGCGUCGUAGCAAGCUUAGAAAGCUUUGGGAAGGUGUUCAGAGCCUGGUGAACUUGGAGAAAAUUCACCUAGAAGCCUCUCGAGAUCUGGUUGAGAUUCCAGACUUAUCUAAGGCAGAAAAACUUAAAAGAAUUGACCUCUCUGAUUGUGAAAGCUUGCGUAAGCUCCACCCUUCCAUAUCAUCCCUCCCCAAGCUUGCACAUUUGGAAUUAAGUGGCUGUAGAAAGAUUGAAAAUCUGAAUGUUCAUUCAAAAUAUCUGCAGAGAUUGAACCUCGAAGGUUGUUCAUCUCUUAAGGAGUUGUCAGUGACAUCACAUAAAAUGGUGUUCUUGGACUUAUCUUAUACUGCUAUAUGUUCGUUGCCAUCAUCAAUUCAAUAUAAUACGGAACUUGCUCGACUUUUUCUAAAGGGUUGCGACAAUCUAUCAUUCGUACAAUCACCCCCUAACAUCAUUGGCCACUUGUUCUCUUUACUACUUUUAGACUUGAGUGGAACUAAUGUGGAGAGUUUACCUGCAAGCAUAAAAAACCUUUCAAUGAUGAAACUAUUGGUGUUAGAUGAUUGCAGGACACUCGUGUCUCUACCGGAGCUUCCACGAUCCUUGGAAAUGCUGACAGCCUAUAACUGCACUUCUUUGGAGACAGUCUUCACUCAAUUACUAGUUUCUGAACACAUGUUACAGAGUUGCAAGCCCUACUUAUCCAAACAAUAUUAUUAUCCUAAGCAAUUUGAGGGUGGAUGUGCCGUUUUCCCUGGAGAUCAUAUCAUGAAUGACUUUGGAUUUCAUGCUGAAGAUAGUUCAAUAACUAUUCCUUAUCUCUCACUACCUGAGUUGUGUGGUUUCAUUUGUUGUUUCGUUCUUUCUGAGGGAUCAAUAGAGGGACAUAUUUCGUGUUCUAUCUAUCAAGAUAGCGAACAAGUUGGGAUAGACGAAGGCCAACUACUUCACACAGCUUUAAUAUCAGAUCACGUGGUAUUUUUGUUUGUUGAAAUAUGUGACCAUUUUAAUGGAAUACCUUUUAAGUUUCAAUUUAAUUACUAUGACAUCUUUCGACAGAAAGACGAACGAGUUAGAAUCAAAGAGUGUGGAGUCUUCCCAGUGUAUGCCUCAGAAUCCGGGUUAAAGUUGUUUGGUAGUGAUAGCACUGAAUUCUUUGAACUGGAAUCUAUUACUCAAAGCUUCGAUGAGUCACAAUCCAGAGCAAUUGGAGUUGGAGUUAGAUGCACGAACGGUGAAAAUGGAUUAGAAUCCUUCGUUGAAGUAUCUAAUAAAGAGUCACAGCUCAGAGAGAUAGGAGUUGGUGGAUCAAGUAAUGAAAAUGAAAAUGAAUGGGAACACCUUCUUCAUGUGAUUACUUCAUCGGUUUUCUUUUGAAACACUUACGGAGAAAUUAUGGGACAGGAGAGCUAGCUAACUUCGUGGAAGAGUCAGAGUUGUACAAAAAGUUGUUUGGUGGUGAAUUUUGUCAUCAUUUAGAAAAAGGGAGAAUGUUAUUGUAUUUAUUUUAAUAGUAUAUAUAUAUGUAUAUCUUAGAGACAAUUGUUGAAUGAAAUAUCAAAUUGUGAUAGUAAUGGAUUGAUGAUUUUAUAUGUGCAAGCAUUUAUAUGUUGUUCAUGACUUCGGAGCAACCAACUAAUGGAA